Molecule: messenger RNA, 2052 nt
Organism: Miscanthus lutarioriparius
Lineage: Eukaryota; Viridiplantae; Streptophyta; Magnoliopsida; Poales; Poaceae
Source: the annotation of a GenBank genome assembly
AUGCCCCUCGUGACCUACCGGUACCAGGCCCUCAAGGAAUCCCUCGCCGCCGCCAUCACCUCCUCCCCGCACGCCGCCGACCCCCGCCGCCCCCACGCGCUCGCCGUUGUCUCCGGCCUCGCCGCCAACGGCUACCUCGCGUCCCUCCUCGUCGCCCGCUACGCCCGCCUCGGCGACCCCGAUGCCGCGCGCGGGGUCUUCGACGCCGCCGCCGCCGCCGCGUCCUCCUCCUCCUCACCCUCCGCGGCGCCGCCCAAGCCGCUCCUCUACAACGCCAUGCUCCGGGGCUACCUCUCCCUGGGCCUCCCGCGCGAGGCCACCGCGCUCCUCCGCGCCAUGCUGGCGUCCGGCUCCUCCUGCGCGCCCGACCGCCACACGUACCACCUCGCCGCCACGGCCUGCGCGCGCGCCCCGGACUUCGAACUCGGCCGCCGCGUCGAGGCUGCCGCCGCGGCGUGCGGGCUCGGGGCGUCCGACCUCCUGGUGGCCACCGCGCUCAUCGGGAUGCACGCUGAGGCAGGGGACAUGGGUGCCGCGCGCAGGGUGUUCGAUGGAAUGCCGCGCCGGGACGCCGUGGCGUGGAACGCAGUGAUUGGUGGGUAUGUGUGUGCGGGGCGCCUCGCCGAGGCUGUGGAGAUGUUUGGCAUGAUGAGGUCUGCGGAUGGAGCGUGGCCGACUGAGGCGACGCUCGUGAGCUUGGUUUCUGGUUAUGCCGGGUUCGGUUCUUGGAAGGGCCGUGGUAUGGUGCACGCUGCUGUGGUUAAGUCUGGCUUCCAGCACAGCCUCUUUGUUUCCAACGCUCUCCUGGAGAUGUAUGCAGAGUUGGGUUGUUUGGGUGAGGCACUGUUGGUGUUCCGGCAGAUGAAGGUGAAGGAUUCUGUAACUUGGAGUUCGAUGAUUGGUGGACUUGUUCGGAAUAGCAAAGCGGAUUAUGCUGUUAAGCUUUUCCACUGGAUGCUCUUGAACUCGGAGGUGUUGGUCACACGGUCUAUCUUGCUCAAUGUGAUCUUGGCCUGCUCUGAGUUGGGGGACUGGGGAGAAGGAAAAUGGAUUGAAGAAAACUAUGUCAUGUGUAAUGGCAGUGAAGUCAAGAGAGAUCCCUCUAUAGUAACCACGCUGAUAUAUAUGUAUGCAAAGUGCGGACAGUUAGAUUUGUCUGAGAGUCUUCUCCAUGAAUCUGCAGAGGUUAGAGGCGACGUGGUUGCAUGGAAUGCCCUGAUCAAAGGCUGUGGAGAGCUUGGACAAGUGGAAAAGGCAAUUGGGUUUGCAAUACAAAUGCAUAGGACAGGCAUUGAUCCGGACGGUGUUACAUUCUUGGAGAUUCUACCUAUGAUCUCAUUGAUUCCAUCACUGAAAAAGGGGAUGGAAGUACAUGCUCACAUUGUUAAAAGAGGUUUCCAGAAUGAACGGGCAAUUGCUAAUUCACUUAUUUACAUGUAUGGUCGAUGUGGGAGUCUUAGUCUUUCAGUUGAUGCCUUUACUGAGAUUAUGGAUAAGGAUGCAAUCUCUUGGGCUUCUAUGAUGCAGGUAUAUGCAUGGAAUGGACUUGCAGCAGAAGUUGUUAAGCUUUUUGAGAUGAUGAAGAAAACAAAAGUACAACCGAACCACUACACAAUAAUUGCUGUGUUGACUGCCUACAAAAACACAGGUCUUGUUGAGGAUGGAAUGAGCCUUCUUAAGUGCAUGAAAGAGCAGUAUGGUCUGGAGCCAGCUAUAGAGCAUGUUUCAUGUGUUGUUGAUAUGCUCUGUCGUACUGGACGCUUGACUGAUGCAUAUCACCUGAUCCAGAGUUCCCACUCUGAACAUGCAAGAAACCCUAUAUUGUGGGGGGCAUUACUAAGUGGUUCCCGCUAUUGGGGGAAUUUGGUGAUUGGAGAAGCAGCAGCUAGGCAUCUCUUGUCCUUGGAUCCAGAAAAUAGAGCUAACUAUAAGAUGCUGGCUGAUAUUUAUGUUUCAAUUGGGAGAAGGGACAGAGCCGAUGAUGUCCUGAGAAUGUCGAUGUCAAAAGAACUGGACUUGAGACCAGGCUGUAGCUGGACUGAAGGUGGCUAA